ACUCUGAAGUGGCUCCAGUCGGUCAGUGUAGUGGAAGCUUCAUUGGAAGUCAACCUUGGUGUGCCUCAUGCCGGGCAGCACACUGUUUUCAUGGCAAUACUGCUAGCGCCUUGCUCCUUGUAUUGUAUACAGAGAUGAUUGCCCCAAGUCCAAGUGGGUAUGCAGCUACCUAGCUCAAGUGGCAGCCCAAGUGGGUAACGUAGCUAGUGCUGUCCUAGUCAGUAGUCACCAAUCUUGACUUCCCCUGCCUCCAUGCUUGUUCACACUCUUGUUCCUCUUCCAUUUCAUCUGUAUAUACACCCUCUUCUUCCUUCUCCAAAUAGCAGAGCAAAACAACAUUUACACACUCUCCUCAAUGCCUCCCCUCUACAUAUUAUCGCUCGGGCUUCUCCUCCUCUUGCAUAUUCCUCAUUGGCGCCCCUCGUCCGCAGCUGCAAGCGAUACCCUCACGGUGGGCCAAUCUCUCGCGGUCGGCAGCAAGCUUGUCUCAAGAAACGGCAAGUUUGCGCUCGGCUUCUUUCAGCCAGCAGCAAGCAUCAUCAGUAAGUCCCAGAACACCACCAGCUCCAGCUGGUACCUUGGCAUAUGGUUCAACAAGAUCCCAGUUUUUACUACUGUGUGGGUUGCUAACAGGGACCAGCCCAUCACUGGCCCCAACCUCAACCUAACACAGCUCAAGAUAUCGAUCGAUGGCAAUCUUGUCAUCGCGAACAACGAUUCCGUAGUUUGGUCCACUCACAUUGUCAAUAAUAGGACACAAACCAGCAGCAUAAACGCCACUACUGGUGCUGCCGUUCUCUUGAAUAGUGGAAACCUUGCUCUUACAGUCACAGAGAGCCCAUCAUCAUCUGACCUACCGUUGUGGCAGAGCUUUGAUUACCCAACAGAUAUUUUUCUUCCUGGUUCCAUGUUUGGCCGGAACAAGGUCACCAGCUUGACUCAUCAGAGCAUCUCAAAGAAGAGCCUCAUUGAUCCGGGUCUUGGCUCAUACAGCAUUGAACUAGAAGAAACCAAGGGGAUUGUCCUCAAGCGCCGCAACCCCUUGGUAGUGUAUUGGCAUUGGGCAUCCUCCAAAACAUCAUCGUUGAGUCUUAUACCAAUACUCAAUUCCAUUCUGGAUUUGGAUCCACGGACCAAAGGUUUGAUUAACACAACAUAUGUUGAUAACAACCAAGAGGAGUACUACACGUACACUUCACCGGAUGAAUCAUCCCCCACAUUUGUCUCACUAGACAUCUCUGGUCUGAUAAAGCUGAAUGUUUGGUCACAAGCCAACCAGUCUUGGCAAAUUAUAUAUACCCAGCCUGCCGAUCCCUGCACUCCGGCUGCUACCUGUGGACCUUUCACAGUCUGCAACGGCAUUGCACAGCCAUUCUGUGACUGUAUGAUGAACUUCUCUCAGAAGUCACCUCUGGAUUGGGAGUUUAAUGAUCGAACAGGAGGAUGCAUCAGAAAUACACCGUUACACUGCAACACUAGUAGUAACAACAAAAACAUCACAAGUUCAACAGACAUGUUCCACUCCAUUGCUCAAGUUACAUUACCCUACAACCCGCAAAGCAUAGACAUUGCUAACACACAGAGCGAUUGCGAAGAAGCUUGUCUCAGUUCUUGCUCCUGCACUGCUUAUUCCUAUAACAGUAGCAGAUGCUCUGUCUGGCAUGGGGAAUUGCUUAGUGUAAAUCUGAAUGAUGGCAUUGAUAAUACUUCUGAAGAUGUUCUUUAUAUUCGCCUUGCCGCCAAAGAUUUGCUGCCAAGUUUGAGAAAAAACAAAAGAAAACCAAACCGUUGGAGUGGUCACUGCUGCAAGCAUUUUUGGUUUUGGGUUACUAAUGCUCCUGGUGUUGUUACUUAUUUGGAGGAACAAAUUCAAGUGGUGUGGUUCCCCUUUAUACGGCAAUCAAGGUAGUGCUGGUGGGAUUAUAGCCUUCAGAUACACCGAAUUAGUUCAUGCUACUAAAAACUUCUCAGAAAAGCUUGGAGGAGGUGGUUUUGGUUCUGUAUACAAGGGAGUGUUAAGUGACUCGAAGACUACUAUAGCAGUGAAAAAGCUUGAUGGUGCUCAGCAAGGAGAGAAGCAAUUCAGGGCCGAGGUGAGCUCAAUUGGACUGAUCCAACAUAUCAACCUUGUCAAAUUGAUUGGUUUCUGCUGCGAAGCUUUGGCGGCCGCUUAGCCGCCCCCUGGAUCGGGACGCCAUCUCUGCCUUCAUCGCCGAUCUCCGCUCGAUGGCCGUCCGCCUGUCGCCCCCGCCGCCGCCGCCUCCGCCGGAGCCUGACUAGAUCGCCUGCACUGGGCAGGCUUUGUUUUUCUCUUUCUUCUGGGCUUGUUGAGCUGUGCCCUCAGCAGAACCUUAAUACUUUGUUGUGGUACUUGGGUGGUGUGUGUGUGUGGACCUGUUGUGGUUGUAUGUUUUGUGGCGGUUUGCUUUAUUUAU
Molecule: messenger RNA, 2435 nt
Organism: Triticum aestivum (bread wheat)
Lineage: Eukaryota; Viridiplantae; Streptophyta; Magnoliopsida; Poales; Poaceae
Product: G-type lectin S-receptor-like serine/threonine-protein kinase At2g19130
Exons: 2
Coding region: 356-1909 (517 amino acids)
Biological process (GO): recognition of pollen
Source: RefSeq, a predicted model, not a curated record